This is a messenger RNA of Columba livia (rock pigeon), 2444 nucleotides long. It is a transcript of the gene VSIG4, whose product is annotated as V-set and immunoglobulin domain containing 4. The transcript is spliced from 7 exons. NCBI's taxonomy places the organism in Eukaryota, Metazoa, Chordata, Aves, Columbiformes, Columbidae. Gene Ontology annotation, biological process: negative regulation of interleukin-2 production; negative regulation of complement activation, alternative pathway; negative regulation of macrophage activation. Gene Ontology annotation, molecular function: complement component C3b binding. The record is from RefSeq and is a predicted model, not a curated record. The coding region runs from base 199 to 1320 and encodes 373 amino acids.
AGGCCGCUGCUCCGCUCGCACCUCUGACGGUCAGCGCUGGGACAGCACUGGUUUCUGGAGGAAAGAGGAAGGAAGAACCACCAGCAGCUGCCGUGGGUUCCUGAGAACAACGAGAGCGAGGAAAGGGAGGUGUUCCCCAUUCACAGCCAGCCCGGAGAAGGGUCCGUGCUCGGGACGGGGCAGCGGCACCUCGGGAGGAUGGGGCCGGGGACGCUGGCGAGAGCGGCCGCGCUGCUGAGCCCCCUGCUCCUGUGCAGCGCUUCUCUGGACCUGAGAGGCCCAAGUGAGAUCGAAGGUGUUUGGAAGGGAUCUGUCACCUUGCCGUGUGUCUAUGUGCCUGUGCAAGACUUUGUGCAGCAAACACUCACGUGGACCGUGGUACAUGACCAGAGCUUGGGCACCGUGUUUCGGAGGGAUGGCUCUGGUGACCACAUUCUCCUGUCCAAGUACAGGGACAGGGUCAGUGUCCCGAAGGACACCCCAGGGAACGUGUCCCUUCACAUCCUGAACCUGGAGAUGGGUGACAGGGGAACCUACACUUGCCAGGUCACCUGGACAGCCAGCAACAACAGCCUGGCAGUGAAAGAGAUCACCAUGAAAGUGGAGGUUGUUAGAGUUGCGGUGACCAAGCCCGUCAUUGUGGCCGGCGAGCGGGGGCUGACGGUACCGGCGGGAGCCAGGACCAGCCUGAGCUGCGUGGCCAGCGGGUCCCCCCCCAUCAGCUACCGCUGGUUCAGGAGCAGCCCGGGGGGCAAAGCGCGGCUGCUGGGCCACCAGGCAGAGCUGGUGUGGGACAGCGCGCAGCCCUCCGACAGCGGGACGUACCACUGCGAGGCACAGGGCAGGGCUGGGGCUGCGCGGCAGAGCGACGCCGUCCAGCUGACGGUCACAGAUCUGCCUGCAGCAGCAGUGACUCCUGACAGUGGUGUGGGACAUCCAGGAAGGAAUUACACAACUCAGAGUGUCCCGAGCGCGCGCCUGCCCCUGCACCUGGUCAUCCUGAUCGCCGUGGGUUGCGGUGCUGUGGUUUUCCUCCUCAUCUUCCUUAUCAUCUGCAUUCGGAAGCCCAAAGAUGCUCAAGUCUACGAAGUAAAACACCAUAACUCGAGAGCAGCAGCUUCUUCAGUGCAGGAAUGUACAGGUCAUUAUGAGGAACCCAUCUGCUUCACUGAAAACAACUACGUGAUGGAACCUAUAGAAAACAAAAGGUCUGAAGAAAUAAAUGCAAAACAGAAUGAAGAUGACUGUGUUGGAAAGACCCAGGAAUCUGAAUAUGAAGAAGGGGACAAUGUUGGAGACCCAGCAGUGCUGUACAGGUAGCAGUCCUGAAAGGUACAUCCAGGCAAAAACCCUCCUGCUACUCACCUUUGCCUCUGAAAAACUGGCUGGACAAGCAGUUUUUGCUCCUCCGCAGUUUGUGGAGCCUGAACAGUCUCUGCAGUGACGAUGCAAACAAUGUGACAAUGCAGGGGCUUCAGCUACAGCCCGCUGUGUGGAUGACCUGAUCUUGCUUUUCUUGGUUCCCUUUCUCCAGCCCGUAGCAGAAAGCCCUUGGAAAGCUCGAGUGUGAGGAUCCUGGGCCAAGAGCCCUGUGCUGAACCUGCUGCUGCACAGCACCAGGGGCACCUGUGCUCCCAGCCGUGGUGUGGGGAGCAGAACCAGCACCCAGGGGUGCCCAGCAGCCCAGCACCUUGGCCCAGGAACCGGUGUUUCUCCUCCGACCGCCUCAUGGGCUGCAUAGGUGGUAGAAAUGUCCUCUCAAAGCCUUAAAGAAACACCAAGAGACACUUAACGUGCUGAUAAAUCCAAGGACCUUACCCCACCAGGAGCAGCAGGAAGACAAGAGAUGUCCAUGUGCCCAUCGCGCUGUACCCAACACGUUCUGUCAGCACCCCAGUGAAAUACAGACACAACUUGUACAGUUCCGGAGCUGGACGGCUGGGCAAUUCUGACACUGCAGCAAGGCAUAUUCUUUGAGUUUUCCUUCUCUGUGGUCUCUUUAACACGUGUUUAAUGUUUGACAGAAAUGAGAUACUUUUCCAUGUUUGUGGAUAGAAUAGUUUGCACACACCUGAAUUAUUUUUGCAUGGCCAGCUCAUCUUUAAAACGCCAGCCGGCACUCACAAUUACAGCUCCUCACUAGAUACUCGGGGAGGAGUUUCCUCACAGCUCAGAGGGCCCAAGACGUAAGUAGAGAGCGGAAGAGCUUAGUUAUUCAUAGUUUCUACUACCUUGAGUAAAUCUGUAACACGGACACUGCAGAGUUACAGCAGAAUCUUUUUAUAAAAAGGGUGGGGGAAUACCGCGUCCCAUUAGAGCCAUGUGGACAGGUGUAAAACGGAACGGGUGCUAUGCGGUGGGGGAUAUUGGUGACACAGGAUUAGCGGACCCUGGAUUUGCUGCUCACACUUGAGAAAAUCAUUAAACUUAAGCCUGCAAAGUUA